This is a messenger RNA of Fraxinus pennsylvanica, 1218 nucleotides long. Lineage: Eukaryota; Viridiplantae; Streptophyta; Magnoliopsida; Lamiales; Oleaceae. The record is from the annotation of a GenBank genome assembly.
AUGCUUGGCUAUGAUGCCGUAAUAAAUCCAUCCAAUUAUGGUUUAGAAGACUCGAGUAAUCCAUGCUGCAUUACAUGGGCUAAUGGGACAUCAGCCUGCAUUCCAGGACUGCCGGCAUGCCAGGACCCGGAAAAACACUAUUUCUGGGAUGGCUAUCAUUUGACAGAAACAGUAUAUAAGGUCAUUGGCACUCGGUGUAUCAAUGCGAAUUCGGAUUCUCCUGCUGCUCCUGCAUUGUACGUUUUUGGAGAUUCUUUAUUCGAUAGUGGGAAUAAUAAUCUUUUACUAACUCUAGCCAAGGCGAACUAUCCACCCUACGGUGUGAAUUUUGACGGAGGAGCCACCGGAAGAUUUACGGACGGGAAAACUAUCCCUGAUUUAAUUGCUGAAUUUCUUGGAUUGCCAUAUUCGCUGCCAUACUUUAGUUUAAGAGGAUCACCGGAGUUGACAGGAUUGAAUUAUGCAUCUGCUGCCUGUGGCAUUCUUCCUGAGACUGGAAAAUCUAGUGGAAUAUGCUUAAAUUUCGAUGAACAAAUCAACUUGUUUAACCUUACCGUCGAAUUGGAAUUGUCCAAGCACUACAAAACCUCGUCCGAAGUUUCAGAUUAUUUGUCAAAAUCAUUGUUUGUUAUUACUAUUGGCAGCAAUGACUACCUUAGCUAUGCUGGACGACAGUUAUUAAAUGCAAAGCAACGUUACGAUCCUCAAUCUUUUGCCAAACUUCUUGUAGACAACUUAUCCCUACAGUUUCAGAGACUAUACAAAAUAGGAGCAAGAAAGAUAAUAAUGUUUGAAAUUGGACCCAUUGGGUGCAUCCCAUCAGUUACAAGGCAAUUUAAACACAGUGGAAAAUGCGUGGAGAAGAUUAACCAGCUUGCAGUAAUCUUUAACAGCCAGCUAGCCACCUUGCUUAAGAGUUUGACAUCAACCCUGCAAGGCUCAGAAUUUAUACUUGGUCAGGCUCAUUGGCUUGGUUAUGAUGCCAUCGUAAAUCCCUCUAAUUAUGGUUUAGAAGACUCGAGUAAUCCAUGCUGCAUUACAUGGGCUAAUGGGACAUCAGCCUGCAUUCCAAUACUGCCAGCAUGCCAGGACCCAGACAAACACUUCUUCUGGGAUGGCUAUCAUCUAACACAAGCUGUGUAUAAGGUCAUUGGCAGUCGGUGUAUCAAUGGUACUGUUUGUGUUCCUAAAAACAUAAAAGACCUCGUACAGAUUUAA